AGGGCCAAGACGGCCUGCAAUUCCUGCCGGGAGAAAAAGCGCAAGUGCAACGGCCAUCAGCCUUGUAGCAAUUGCGUUAAAUCUGGCCACGACUGCAUCUACGUCCCGAAUCCACGCAAGCGCCGGCGUCUUAAUGCAUUAUCUUCGAAUCCAGAUGACUUGCGCGAAAGCUCAUCUGCCUCUCCACAAGAACUGGCAGCAAUCAAUUCGGGGGUCGUGUUGACGAGAAGUCUUGCUGGGGCAGCGACUGUUUCUUUCCCCGUGCGCCUCUGCUCGUGGAAUCUGGGGAGUCCGAUGCUCAUCCCUAACGACCUAGUUUCUGGAUCGUUUUCCAUCACACUCUUGACGGAUGAAAAUCUCCGUGCUAUGGUGGACACAUACUUCCAGAAUAUACACCCCGUGUAUAAUUUUCUCGAUCCUGAAAUGGUAAACCGUGCCGUUGACUAUGUGACGUCCGAGAAACCCUCUCCAGGGCAUCCCGUGGAAUGUUUACUCUUGAACAUUUGUGCCCUGGCGGCUCUCAUAGUUUGCGGGGAUGACGAACGCCAGGCUUUUGACAGCAGUUCUCGGAUUUCUCUUGAAUAUUCCACUACCCUGGAAUCCCCUACGUUGGAUCACGUAGUGGCAUGGCUGCUCCGCGUUAUUUACCUGCGAAUGACGGGUUUGCCGCACGCAACUUGGCUGGCCAGCUGUACGCUGAUGCAUUUUAUUGAAACAACCAAACUACACAUAGAGCCGUCUGAUCAGACCCAAACCUCCCCCUGCGGUGAUGACUAUGAUCCCGAGCUUAGAAGACGCAUUUAUGGCGUAGCUCGGCUUUUUCACAUGUGGAUCUCGUAUGACUACGGGCGCCCUCCCAUUGAGCUCCGCGGGGCGACAUGUUCCCUCCCCCAAAAUUCAUGGACAUCAGAUGAAAUCGCCGUUUGGCAGAUAUCCAAUAUCCUGAAUCCCGAUAGGCAGUUGGACCCUGCGACGUUGGAGCAGCUGCUCCGCCAGACGGUGGAGCUUCGACUGCCACAUACUGUGCAGCGGUUGAAGCGUUGCAAUAUUGGCUUGUGCAUCUACCGCCGAAUCCGUGUAGCUGGCUGCUCCAUUUCUGAUGGUACAGAGAAUAAAGUUCUGGACUUGGUUGAUGAUGGCUGUGAUCUAGCGGAGGAGCUAGUAUAUGGCGAAUCGCUGCCAUGGUGGCACAUCCUGAAUUUUCCGUUCCAAGCGCUCUGCGUCUUGCUAGCCCUGGAUUCGAAAGAAUCGCUGGUGCGCGUGAAGCGAACUCUCCUUACCCUGCUGCUGUUGGUCCAAACUUAUGAAAAUGACGCCGUGAAGGAGACCUUUGCCAACGCUUGCUCACUGUUUCGUAUCCAUUCUCAGCGGAAAAAGGAUCAU
Messenger RNA from Aspergillus sclerotioniger CBS 115572, 1383 nucleotides. RefSeq lists its product as uncharacterized. The annotation marks the transcript as partial. Gene Ontology annotation, biological process: response to xenobiotic stimulus; regulation of DNA-templated transcription; DNA-templated transcription. Gene Ontology annotation, molecular function: DNA binding; DNA-binding transcription factor activity, RNA polymerase II-specific; zinc ion binding. The record is from RefSeq and is a predicted model, not a curated record. The transcript has a single exon. Lineage: Eukaryota; Fungi; Ascomycota; Eurotiomycetes; Eurotiales; Aspergillaceae.